AUGCUGGCUGUGCGACGAGGCGACGCAUUAUCACUAGUGGCUGCCAACACCUACGAAAUGGGUCAUGAGUUUAACUUCGCAGCCGCCAAAAUAGCCUGGGCUUCGGAUGAGAACUCAGUCAAUGGGCUUAUCGAUCUGGUGCCGGCGUACACAGCCCUGCAAAGCCACAUCCAAUCUUGCGCUGUCGCUCGACAAUUGACCUACAUGCCUUAUAAAUGUCGCUUCUUCUGUUGCUGCUACUAUCUCUGCGACGAACUCCUGAACGAGUUCGAAAGUUCAGGAAAAGAAGCAAAAUGUGCCGGUGCUAGGCCCCCCUUCUUCACUUGUACGUACACCUGGAACUCGAAAUUUCGCCUUCAUUCGUGGACCAGUUGCAUUCAAAGUUGUGCUUCUGCUUCAAAGGUUUUCGAGCGCAGUGAUUUAUUUUGAGAAAUAGGAAUAGCUUUGAGGGAACUUAUUCUAGAGGACUUAUCGUUCUCGAUUCCAUCAGAUAUAGUAGUAUAUCCCAUCGCGUUUUCGUCAAAGAUACCACUAAAUAGAAACUUGCACAACCACUCAUGCAAAAUUUCAACCAAUCAGGAACGUCGGACCUUCCCACUCAUUGAUUUGCGUAGAAGCAGAAUAUUAAGUCGCGAGAGAGUUUGGAAGGAAGGGCGAUGAGAAGUUUGCGUCAUUUUUCGCAACUUUAUUUCCAUACUUUUCCCCGGCCAACUACUCACCUUGUCUAUCGGCUGAUGGCGGGAUUCCCUGACGCGUCUGCCUGGCAUUACGAUUUUUUUUCUGCCAAUCGCCCUCGUAGCCGUCGUGAAUCCGGCCUGACAAAUAAACGCUGGAUCCUUUGCGCAUGCUAUGCAAAGCGGGGCAAAGCACAGAAUGGAGUCAUGACUCGUUAUUUCGGCAAGGCCCUCUAUCAUCGCAGCAGGGGCAUUAAAUAAACUAUCAGGCGCGUCACCCACUGGUGUAUUACGAUUGUGCUGCACAACAUAUUGGAUGAUCGGGCUGACAAAGGCAGCGUAAGAUGAGGCUUGGCAUGCCAGUCGUUUGCAGUAAUUUAUGAUGCGGCUAACAAACAGCCGGCUUAACCGAUCGCAUGAUUGUAUCGAAGGGAGUGAUAGCUCAUCACAAGUCGGGGGAAACCCUGUGGGAUCUUAACAGGGUCAGUGUGUGAGUCUACGUGGGAGAGUUGUUGAGUCCCUAACGGGGUCAGCAGUAGCUCGAGUGUGGGAGAGCUAGGGGGAGGAAAAGGAGGGAGAGCCAUGAAUAGACAUCCUAAUCGAUAGAUGCGCUCGUCGACUGGAGAGGGCUGUCUCCUGACAUAAUCACCUCAAAACCCGCAUGAGGUGCCUCCACCCGUUGGCGGUCGGCUGUCCUCUUCGUGGUAAGAGCUGAAAACUUCCCCCUUAGCGCUUCAAAACCCCCAGGAAAGAUCAGUCUUACUUGCUAGGAACUAUUCACUUUAAGGCAAUCUUUCUCGGAAAGUAUGGACCAUCGCCAGGAUCCUUUCCGAUUCUCGACAGGUGCACACAGUUAGCCCUUUAAAGAACGGUCGUUAAGCUGAGCCACACAGGUUUGUCGCAAAAUAGUAUGGUCGACAAGACAAGGAUUCCCAAUCAUAAGUCAGGGAAGACGGAAAGAGUUGGACAACCUUUACUGUUUUGGAAGUGCGUACACAAAGGCUCUGCUGGCAGUCGCCGAGAGCGGGCUCUCCAGGAAAGUCCCUUCUGUGUCCGCCGUUGAGGGGCUUAGACCCAGCGUAUGUGUGUGCCUUUCGUUGUGUCAGUGUUCGCCAGCCAAUCAGAGGAGGGACAGCGUCAAUUGGCCUGGAGCACUCGCGAGGCUAGUGACAAGCCUCGCGCGUCCCAGCAGCGUAUCGACAAGGAGUGUGAGGCGGACAGGAAGGCAGCGUGA
Molecule: messenger RNA, 1908 nt
Organism: Spirometra erinaceieuropaei
Lineage: Eukaryota; Metazoa; Platyhelminthes; Cestoda; Diphyllobothriidea; Diphyllobothriidae
Source: the annotation of a GenBank genome assembly